Saprolegnia parasitica CBS 223.65 is the source of this 576-nucleotide messenger RNA. RefSeq lists its product as hypothetical. Bases 17 to 385 code for a protein of 122 amino acids. The record is from RefSeq and is a predicted model, not a curated record. The transcript is spliced from 3 exons. Lineage: Eukaryota; Oomycota; Saprolegniomycetes; Saprolegniales; Saprolegniaceae.
ACUUUGCAUUUUCAGCAUGAGCAGCACCAAGGCCAUGGCGUUGGCGUCGACUUCGAUCUGGUGGAAGGUGGGCGCGGUCUCGGGCGCGACGGCGGUCCUCCUCGGCGCAUUCGGUGCCCAUGGCCUCAAGAGCCGCGUCUCGGACCCGAAGCUCCUCAAGACGUGGGACACGGGCGCCCACUACCACUUGGUGCACUCGCUUGCGCUCCUUGCCGUGCCGUUUUCGCGUCGCCCCAACCUCGCGGGCGGCCUCAUCUCGACCGGCAUCGUCUUCUUCUCGGGCAGCCUCUAUGCCAUCGUGCUCACGGACCACAAGAGCCUUGGCAUGAUCACGCCCAUGGGUGGUCUCAUGUUUGUCGCUGGCUGGCUCUCGUUGCUGCUUUAAGGAGCGGUUAUACGUAUCCAGCCUCCCUUUCAGCAACUCUACACGUAUGGCGUUAAAGCACUGCCCAAGUCAUCCACUGUUUGUUUCGCGAGGCGAUCGCUCUCUGGCAUGUGGGAGCUUAAAGACGCUACACGCAGGAAUUGAAGCAAAAACGACUAGGUUCCCAUAUCUAGUUUCAGCCGCUGGAGUCG